AUGGAGCCUUCACAAGAUACACAGCCCACGCAAGAGGCGACGCAACCCCUCGAAGACCCAAGACGAUAUGGCACGACCUUGAGUCAACUGGAACCAGAGGACAGGGCUGAUAUCCUAUGCAUUUUGCACGCCAAUUCUAGCAUGGCAAUAAAUGCCAUUCGCGCGACUAUGCUUGCAGCCCCAGAGCACAUCCUGCAAAACGACGACCUCGAUGGCAUUACUGAAGAGAGUUUGGCGAACGAUCCGGAGAUGGAGAAUAUGACAAGAGAAAUAGCCCUUCGUAUGAGCACAACCUCCAAAUUCCCGCUCGAAGGCUUCAGGUUUGGUCGCAGUCCAUUGGUCUGCGACAUUCUGCUGACAGAAGACCCCCACGACAAAUUAAUAAGUAGUGUGCAAUUCACAAUCUUCGUCAAUGACCAGGGCAGCCUCAUGCUUGAAGAUCGUUCGACAAAUGGCACUUAUGUGGACGAUCUUUUGCUCAAAUCGAAGGACAGAAAUAAAGUUUUCAAACCUGCGAGACUGGCUCUGAAACAUGGCUCUAUUGUUUCUGCACAUGUCGGUUCUGCCAGAGAACACGCCAAAUUCAUGAUACGCAUUCCAACCAGAAACGAAUGUGAAGAGCUUUACGAGCAAAAUGUGAGAAACUAUCUACAGAGACAAGGUAUCGAGCCUAGGUUUUCUUCGAUUCGCGAGAGCUCGUAUGGCAAUCACUGGAAUGGUGGAGCGAAGUACAAUUUUACCGGUCUUCUUGGAAGAGGUGCUUUUGCAGAGGUUUAUCGUGUUCAAACCAAAAGCGAAGGCACUGUAUACGCAGCAAAGGAGAUCGACAAACGUAAGUUUAUCAAGAAUGGCAUACUUGACGUCAAAUUUGAUAACGAGCUUCUCAUCAUGAGCAAGCUAAGGCAUCCGAAUAUUGUCGAAUUUCACGAAGCUGUCAGAUUUGAGCACUGGGUCUACAUUAUCAUGGAACAUGUGCCAUUCGGUGAACUUUCCAAACAGCUCUCACACGGACGUCUGCCAGAAAGCGAUGGACAGCAAGUCACGAUACAGACUUUGCGAGCACUGGACUACCUACAUAGGCAAGGUAUCACGCACCGUGACAUCAAACCCGACAAUAUACUUGUCGCUCGGCGCGACCCUAUUGUUGUCAAACUUUCCGACUUUGGCCUAUCCAAAUCGGUUAUAGACAAGGAAACCUUCCUGAAAACAUUUUGUGGCACCCUCUUGUACUGUGCACCGGAAGUCUAUCCUGACUAUCACAUGUAUGCUCAGACUACCACCAAGCGACGUCGACCAGGAGCAGCCUCUUCGAAAAUGUCCUCUUACGAUUCUUCAGCAGAUAUGUGGUCAUUUGGUGCCGUCAUCUUUCAUUUACUGGCAGGUAAAGCACCAAUUAUCGGUAGAGGCGACGAUCACGGUGCUGCAAUGUUGGCCACCAUUAUGACACAACCUGUUGACUUUGAGCCCUUGCGCCAGGUCAACAUAUCUCCAACCGGCAUUGAUUUUAUCAGAAAUCUGCUCAAUAUACAACCAGACCUUCGCCCGACCGAGCAGGCUUGCUUUGAUCAUCCAUGGCUCAAGGAUGUCGAAGAGAUACUGGAUUAUACAUCCGUCAACACCGUCGAUCUUCGACCUCGCCGUCUGGAGGCCGUGGUAGAAGCGAAUGAGGAAGUGGACGAAGAACUGAUAGAUGACCUUAGCAGUCUGACUCAAGACUCAGUCCUCUUUCAACAUGCCAACACUUCACAUGCUGUACUGUCGAGUCCUCAAAGGGCGUUCAAAAAACCAAAGAUGACACGAGUCGAGAGCACCAUUCCAGCAGAUAUAUUGUACCCUCAUCUACCUGCCGUUUCACCCUCUGCAUCUGCCCACACCAGUGACUCUAAAACACCGAAGCUGUUUGGAGAAAUCACACCUUCUUUGCUGAAGAGUUCCGGGUUGUUUGGGAGCAAUACGGGACCUGCUGUGUCACCUGUCAUCAAAGAAGAUUUGCCGCAGAUCCGCGACCAACUUGAACAGGUAAGCAUGAAUGACUUUGCUUCGUCACCACCAGACGCUGUGGAGGAAUCACUUGCGAACAACGCACUGCUCGAAGCGGAUUUAUCAUAUGCCGAAAUACCUAUUGCAGGCUCUGCAGCGAGCCUGAUGGGCGCUGAAGCGCAAUUGGGCCAGAUGAAGAUGGAUCCACCCAAACCCAGUAUUGCUAACCCGUCAUCAGCAGAAUCCCAAAUCCCCGAGCUAUGUUCAAACCAAGACACAAUAGUACCUCAACCACAUGAAGCGUCUGCUCCGGAUGUGGUCCCACCGCAGGACUCUAUGGUCGCCGACGAUCCAAGACGCAUCGAGGUCGGACUACUGAUGGACGAUGUAGCCUUUUCGGAAACACAAAAGGAACGACAGGCAGCUCGUGAGCAAAAUGCCAGACUGACAACUCAAGCACCAUUUGGUAAAAGCAGCACCAAUCUGGUCACUCCGACGACUGGCAUGGCGAAGACAUUCAGCACGCCAAUGGCCCAGUUGAUAAAGAGGACAUCCGCUCUCGAAGGGCAACCAAACAGUUUUGGAGGUACGACGGCGAUGCGGCUUCUAAGUGUCAGCAAAUUUACCUCCACAACUCAGAAACUAGGGAAAUUGAUACCGGUCGAUGGCUCUUUUGACAGAGAAGUCGUACCCCUGAUUCGUCGUAAGACGAUGUGGGGUCGAGCACCUCAGUGUGAUUAUCGAUUCGCGAACCCGCAAGACACUCGGGUCCCAAAAUUCGGCAUGAAGAUCAUUUUUUAUGCGCCCGGUAUAGAGCGUGUUGAAUUAGCAAAUAGAGACUGGACAAAAGUGUCAGGGAUCAGAACGAUCAUCGCAACUUCAGCGACAAGGGGUAUCAGAGUCAAUGGGAUCACUCUCCCGGGUCAAGCAAAGGACAGCACUGCCGCGAUGUUUGGCAAGAUCUAUAGUGGUGAUAUUAUCACGAUCCAUGAAUCGGAGAACUCAGGAGCAUUUCUAAAAUACCAGGUUGAAAUCUCAUUUGGCGACAGUGCGCGAGUACGACCGGAGCACGAGAAGCCUUUCGUUGUCCAGAAAGAGAUGUUUCAAAUCCCAAAGAUGAGGGAGCAAGGCCUACAAGCUACGUUUCAUGGCGAAGAAGCAGCUUCUGCUUUGGCUGUACCAGUGACUGAGGUGUCUGCGGCAUAG
Messenger RNA from Lithohypha guttulata, 3186 nucleotides. RefSeq names its product Protein kinase protein rad53 (gene RAD53). The transcript has a single exon. Gene Ontology annotation, cellular component: nucleus. Gene Ontology annotation, biological process: protein phosphorylation; mitotic DNA damage checkpoint signaling. Lineage: Eukaryota; Fungi; Ascomycota; Eurotiomycetes; Chaetothyriales; Trichomeriaceae. The coding region runs from base 1 to 3186 and encodes 1061 amino acids. Gene Ontology annotation, molecular function: protein serine/threonine kinase activity; protein binding; ATP binding. The record is from RefSeq and is a predicted model, not a curated record.